Poecilia latipinna (sailfin molly) is the source of this 776-nucleotide messenger RNA. RefSeq names its product sex-determining region Y protein-like. The coding region runs from base 60 to 638 and encodes 192 amino acids. NCBI's taxonomy places the organism in Eukaryota, Metazoa, Chordata, Actinopteri, Cyprinodontiformes, Poeciliidae. The transcript has 3 exons. The record is from RefSeq and is a predicted model, not a curated record.
UUUCCUCAGAUUUCAAACCUAACCAGUUUAUCCAAGAGAACGGACGGGUCAAACGGCCAAUGAACGCUUUUCUAGUGUGGGCUCGCGUCCACAGAGAGGCCAUGCAAAAAGCCUUUCCAGGAAGAACCAGCAAUGACAUCAGUGUUCAGCUUGGAAAUGAGUGGUAUAAGCUCAGUGAGGAACAGAAGAGGCCCUACUUUAAAGCAGCUGACAAGCUGAAGAAGAUGCACAGACUGCACUUCCCUGAUUACGAGUAUCGCCCCCGGAAGAGAAAAGACAGAAAGCAAGCUUUUGAAGGGAAAUAUGACCAAACAUCAGGACAACAGCAGGACUCAAAUAUUCACUGUAUUGGCUCACAAAGUAUGCCUUCAGGUCAACCCAGGUUUCUGGACCCUAUUCUAUUUGGUCCAUCUCCUGUGCCUCAACCAGUCUCCUGCAAUUCCUAUUUGCCCUUUAACCCCCAUCAUCAAGCAACCAUGUACCAUAUGGGCCAGAGCCAGAGUUUAAGGCCCGGAUUUGCCAGAAGCUGGAUGGAGGAGGAAAACCUCGACCAAAGUUACUGGCACGAUGGAGCUUUGAGGCCAUUUGUCUUUGAUGGUUAUUCAGUGCAGCGUUAUUAUUCAGCUGGUUUUAUCUAAGAAGUCAUCAUUGGCUCAACAUAAUUUCAGUGUUGGCUGAUGUCACCUCUCACCAAGACUAAACAAUGUGGAGAGUUUAUAAGCCAGCCUCCAGGUGAUAGCUGAUUUCAUGUUUUUAAAUAAAAUGUUCACAAUACA